Rhagoletis pomonella (apple maggot) is the source of this 3045-nucleotide messenger RNA. RefSeq names its product FK506-binding protein 5 (gene sals). NCBI's taxonomy places the organism in Eukaryota, Metazoa, Arthropoda, Insecta, Diptera, Tephritidae. The record is from RefSeq and is a predicted model, not a curated record. Gene Ontology annotation, molecular function: actin binding.
AGCAAUAUUCAGCGAAACUAUAAAAUAUAAUUAAAGCGAUUUUAGUGUAAAACAAAAAAGUAAUUAACUUAAAAGCAAUUGUUGCAAGUAUUGAAAAGCGAUGUUCUAGAAAUAUCUGACAUCUAGCACAUAAAUCAGCUUUCAAACCCCUGGUGACCUCGAACAGUUAAAGCGACGACACAAUGCCCUUCGUUGCGCCGAAGAGCACGCCCACCAGCACCACUGGUCGCGCCACCUUUCGCCCACCAUGGGUAAAGGAGGAUACGACCGCCAAUGCCAAGCCCGCAGUGCCAUGGGCGAAGAAGACAGCUGCCAGCACAGCCGAGAAAGAUAAGCCGAAAGAUAAGGAGAAUGGCGAAAAACCUGCGUCCACUGCUGUGACAAAGAAGACAGCGGCACCAGCAAAGAAAACUACAGAGGAAACAGCGGCUGCCAAGAAAGUUGCCGAACCAGCUAAGAAGGCGGCAGUGGAGCCAGCGAAAAAAGGUGUCGCUCCAGCUAAGAAAGUGAUUGAGCCCGCUAAAAGAGCACCAGAGCCUGCCAAGAAGGUAGUUGCACCGGUGAACGAAGAAGAAGAAGAAGCGGAUGUGAAAGGUGAGGAUCUUGAGGGGCUGUCUGACCUUGAAUUUUCCGAAAACGAGUUUACACAACCCUCGCUGCGUUUGGGCGUAAAGCUCAAGAAAACCCCACAAGUUAAGAAAAAGGCGGAUGACAGUGAGUUAUCGAGACGUUUUUCAAUAGAAAAACCAAAGCUACGACCAGUAAUGGUCAAACGCGAUAAGUCGAUGAAAAAGGUAGAAGCUGAAAGCGGCGACGAAGACGACGAAAACGAAGAAGAACGCGAACGGCAACUACGAUUUAAGUUAGAGAAACCGAAAUUACGGCAUGUGAAACGCGAAGAGAAGCCCUUGCCAAGCAAGAGUACCGAGGACAUUAUGAAAAUACGGCCGGUUUUGAAAAAGGUGCCCAAAGUCGAUGAGAUACUCAAAGAACCGAAAGAGGAGCCGAAGCCUGAAUUCAAAACGAAACAGUUGCGCAAAGCGCCGUCAAUCAAGCGUGAUCCCAGCAUCAAAAAUGUUCCCGCUCCUCCGCCGCUGCCUUCGCUGGUACCGAAAGCGCCACCACCACCGCCACCACCAUUGGGCGCUGCUGGUCAAAAGCGCGAGCUGAGUGAAACACAAAAGGCCGUCAUAGAAAAACUUAAGACACGACCGCGCAGGCGUCCCGAUUGGUCCGAGAUGAUGAAGGAGGUGGAGUCUGGCAAGAAAUUGCGUCAUGUGCAGUGCAACGACAGAUCUCAGCCCAUUCUCACUUGCAAAUCCAUGACGAAAGUGGACGAUAAGUUCAUCUACGAAACGGAAAAGGACAACUCACACAACAAACUACUGAAACAAAUUCAAGGUGGCAUCAAACUCAAACCCACACAAACAAAUGAUCGCAGUAAACCAUUUAUUGGGGGUUUGAGAAAAUUCCGCAAACAGAUGACAAUAGAGGAGCAGAUACAGAAGUCUCAAUCGAAAAUCAACCUACUAGCAGAGGCUGCUACUGCUGCUGUUGGAGCCGCGGUCGGAUCUGGCGCCGCUAGUGACCCGGCCAUUAUCACCAACAGCAUUGUAGCUGCACUCUCAAUUGACGAUCCCAGCGGCGACGAACUCGACGACAUUGACAAGAUACGCGACGAUUUGCAGAGCACAAAGCAGAUGUUGGCCCUCGAAUUGCGUAAUCGCGAAGCGCAGGAACGGGAGAAUAAGAAAUUACUGGCGCAAAUUGCAACUCUAGAAGCGGAGCUGGAGCGCGAGAAGUCUCGCGAAAAGAAUCUGGAGUAUGGCUCACGUAUCAUUGUGGCAACUAUGGAACCGACAACCGCCAGUGAAGAGGCAUACUUGAAUUCACUCAAACAGGAAGCCGAAGAUGCCCGCAAGACAGCCAAAGACCUAGAGAAGAAAUAUCUUGACACAGGCGAAUUACUUGAUCAAGCAAAGAGCGAGAUUGAAGAGCAAAAGCGAACGAUACAGAUGAUGGAGCGUAAACUGGCGCAGGCAUUGCAGGGUAAUGUGACGCCCCUGCCCUGUCCUAUAUGUAGUAGAAGGCAACAAACAAAGUAUUUUUACUCAUACGAAGACCCACUUGACGAGGAAUCGUAUUAUGGCUUUGAAAACUAUGCUAAUUGCUACACUAACACAAAGGGAGGCGGCUCUUUGAAUGGUUCAAGACGACCCAGCGAUGUGCAUGGUGGACGUGAUAGCUCACCAGAUUUAGAACUGGAUAUGAGUGAAAGUGAUCCUGACGAACCGGAGGAGAAAAAAGCGGAGCGCCGCGAACGACGUCUAGGGAAGGAAGUGAAGGUGCUCCGAAGCAAGUUGACAAAGAUAAAAGUUAAGCGCGAAGCCGCGAAAAAAGAAAAGUUGGCACUGAAACAAGCUAUGAAGAAGAACCAUGUUAUACUUAAAGAGGAAAACAAAAAGUUCAAGAAGCUGGAGAAGGAAGUUCAGAAGAUGGCGGCCUCUAUGAAGGACGAGGAAGAAGAUGAGGACGAUGAUGAGGAAAAGGAAGAGGAACCCGAGGAGGAUAACGAUGCAGAAGAGACCGAGGAAGAGGAAGAAGAUUCUGAGGAGUCGGAAUCAGAAGAAAGCGAAGCAGAAACUGAAAGCGAAUCCGAAACAGAGGAUGCCAGCAACGCUGACAAAAAGAGUAAUCUGGAACCACGUGUGAAGAAACACGAGAGUCGUUUCUUAGCAAUGAAGAAAUGCAAUGUAUUGCUUCAAGCUAAUGUAGAUAAUUUGCAAGACGAGAUUACACAAAUACGUGCCAAAGCAGCAAAUUUGCAAGCGGAAUUAGAUGCGGUAUUGGCUGAUCUAGGUUUCUAAGCCUUUUUAAACGAAUUUUUGUUAAAACGCGACAUUUUGGAUACAUUUAAACGCCUCAUCUGAAAGCGGUCGUAAAUUGCUUAUUGUUUUGCGGUAUUUAUAGCUACUUUUUAUGUGAAUAACUAGGAUUUUUUUCUAAUAAAUCAGAACUUACCUUAUCUAGUAAAAUGAAAACUUA